CUGCUUACAAUGAAUCACAAUGGAGACUAAGUAGGAACUCGCACGAAUUCGGUCUUUUAAUUUAUUUAUGACAGAAAGUUAUAUUUUUACUAGUAGCCUCGCAAAUCCGUAGCUCCUAUUUUAACUCGUAAUUCUUAAUCAGGAGAACAAGUUGCGGACUGAUCCUGAAGUCUUUCUACAAGUGUUUUGAACAAGGAAAUCGUCUCCGGCUAGCGUUAUGUAGCAAGCUAAUCUCAUUUAUCUCAUUUAGAAACUCCGCUAUCGUCUCUCAGUGUUAUAAAUCCUACACACAGCGUCCACCUGUUGGCAGGCAUGACCGAGUACAAACUUGUGGUGGUCGGGGCAGGAGGCGUGGGGAAGAGCGCUCUCACCAUCCAGCUCAUCCAGAACCACUUUGUGGAUGAAUAUGAUCCAACCAUCGAGGACUCGUACAGAAAGCAGGUUGUGAUUGAUGGAGAGACGUGUCUGUUGGACAUCCUGGACACUGCAGGUCAGGAGGAGUACAGCGCCAUGAGGGACCAGUACAUGAGGACUGGGGAGGGCUUCCUCUGUGUGUUUGCCAUCAACAACACAAAGUCCUUUGAGGACGUUCACCUUUACAGAGAGCAGAUCAACAGGGUGAAGGACAGUGACAGCGUUCCCAUGGUGCUAGUGGGGAACAAGAGCGACCUGAGCACCCGCACGGUGGAGACCCGGCAGGCGCAGGAGCUCGCCCGAAGCUUUGGAGUGCCGUUUGUUGAGACCUCUGCCAAAACCAGACAGGGUGUGGAAGAAGCUUUCUAUUCACUGGUGCGGGAGAUCAGAAGAUACAAGGAGACCAACCGCAGCAACAAGAAGAGCAAGAAGAACCCUCAAAGACGUUGCACGAUCCUAUAGCAAACCACACAUCGCUCAGAGCACUAGUUUCACACGCCGCCUGUUCUCCGUCACCUUGGAGACGUCCAGCACAGCUCCGGACGGGGAAGCAGACGUGACAAGAUCACUUUUUAUUGCUGUGACUGUUUCCACUUACAGUUUGUUGCCACAAGAUUCAUCCAUGUGCAGUGUCCAUUAAACACUGUGAAUUUCAGGGUUUUUCCAGGCUCAUACUGGGGCCUUGUGGGGGGUGACUACAAAUGACAGUAAGACCAGUACAGUCAAGGCAAAAAUCUAAUCCUGUAUCUGUUGUUUCUAACCAGUUCAUAAACACAAAUGUCCAUCAUGCUUUAGUAAACAAAAUCCCAGUUAACAAAACAGAUUUUAGAAAGUGUGCCUAAAACCAUGGCGAUAAUCUAUGUAGGUAUUAACUGUAUUUUUAUUUUUUUUAGUUUUGGCUACCAAACAACACAUUUUUUCCAUGAUAGUUUUAACUCUAAAUUGUGUUGCCAUAGUUUCCAGCUCCUGUUGACUAUUUAGAGGUCAGGGGUUCAGAAAUUCAUCGCUGCACUUUGCUCUGUCUCAUCAGGUGAAGACCAUGAAUUAUUUUAGGACACACUUUCACGACACUUUUUAAAAAAAAAUUACUUUUGGCGACAGGGAUUUAUUUGACAUUACUAGAAGAGUGUCCAAAUAAAUGUUUUUUUUUUCCCUUAAUAGGAUUGGUCAAAACAGAAGUUUAAAGAAAGCAUGUUGUGUUUUGUUUUUUGUGGGUUUUUUUCCCAUCGGAAAGUGUAGCUACUGGGGCUCGGAAAACAGCAAUAUCUACUUUUUAUUGUACUUACCAAGACUACAUGUGAAUGAAAAUGCUGUCAUAGCAUAGGAUCACCACAGAAACAAUAGCUCAAGGCUGUGUUCCAGACUCCUGGUCGCACUUUAUUCUUUUCCUCAUUAUGUGUUCGUUAUAGAAGUUAGAAUUUAUCUAGUGCCACUUUAAAAGUUUACUCAGGAAUAUGGUGUUUAAUCAGGCGCUGAUUAAGAACAGACUGAUCAGUUGAGAUCUGAUGCCUCCGCUCAUCAUUUUCACACCAUCGUCAACUUGUUGUUUGAAGUGCCGGCUCUGCUGUUGGUCCCUCACAGUCGCACUGUAUUCCAAAGUCCACUUUUAAUGCAGUUUUUUUUUUUUUUUUGGUCCAGUUCCAGUGCUGGUGGUUGUAGCUGUAGGUCAAAGCGCUGUUUAUGUUACAGCAUGUAGUCGGUGGAAAUAUCCAUGUGGUACUACACACAACAUUAAAACCACUGUUUUACUCAGCGGCACAUAACUGUCAUGCUAUCUGAUCAUACUUGAUGCUGGAUGAUAAGGAUGUAAACAAGGCAACAACUUUUUAUAGCAGUGCUCAACAUCUUCCAUACCGUCGCCCUACGUGUGUUGAUGGAUGAUUCAUUUUCUAUUUUUGUAAAACUGCAAACAUUAUCUCCCGAUUUUAAAACCAACGUCUGCAUUAAUGAAAUGCUGUCUGCGAUAAAUUACUAAAACUAUAUCAAAGUUCGAUGAUCAGCUCAGUUGCAUCCUGCUAACAGUGAAGCCAUCCAUGUUUCUUUGCUACGGUGUCAACCAGCUGUAUCCUUAUCUGGACUUCAUGUAAUGCCAUUGUUGAAAAUGGAGUUACUGCAUUUGAUAUGAACAAGUCUCACUGACAGCUAUGUAAAAUCUGCAUUGCACUCUGCUGUAAUGAACAAGUAAACCACAUUUUUAGCAUUUA
Stegastes partitus (bicolor damselfish) is the source of this 2618-nucleotide messenger RNA. Its product is annotated as GTPase HRas. Bases 313 to 876 code for a protein of 187 amino acids. Gene Ontology annotation, cellular component: membrane. Lineage: Eukaryota; Metazoa; Chordata; Actinopteri; Pomacentridae. The transcript has 5 exons. Gene Ontology annotation, molecular function: GTPase activity; GTP binding. Gene Ontology annotation, biological process: signal transduction. The record is from RefSeq and is a predicted model, not a curated record.